AUGACGCAGCCUCCGGGCCAGCCGGGCCUGUCGCCGCAGUUCUGUUUCUCUACUGGAACUCUACGCGACUUUCUGCGGCUUUCGAGGUCAUCCAUCGACGACUCUAUCGCGCAGAACCUCAACGCCCUCGUGACACCUGCAGAGACAGGGUUUGAUCCGCGGUCGACAUCCCAGCGCGCUCCGCCAUCCGCCUCCCGCGAAAUAAACCCACGGGCGUGCCAGACGUUCAAAGAGCGCGUGCUCUUCCCGUCAUGGCAAGCCCGAGCUGAGGUGCUCAACUACUGCGGCAUCGUGGCCACGAGCCCGGACCCAGACGACCCCGAGGCGGCGCUGCGGGAAGUGGAAAACCAGCGGGAUCGGGAGAGGGUUGUGGACGAGCGACUCGACCCCUACUCCGGGAGGUUCUUCCCACGGGAGCCCCGGACGGAGACUCUGGCCAUGAUCGUGCGCCAGGAGCGAGGCGUGGAGAACAUCGUCCGAAGCCGCACAUGGGAAGUGGUCCAGCAGCGCUGCGCCGCGCCGCAUGAGCGGUGGGAGGACGCCGUCGCGCGAUGGAGCGACGAACAUCACACAAGCAAGCCAGGGCCUGGCCGGUGA
Messenger RNA from Purpureocillium lilacinum, 597 nucleotides. RefSeq lists its product as uncharacterized. The record is from RefSeq and is a predicted model, not a curated record. Gene Ontology annotation, cellular component: mitochondrial intermembrane space; mitochondrion. NCBI's taxonomy places the organism in Eukaryota, Fungi, Ascomycota, Sordariomycetes, Hypocreales, Ophiocordycipitaceae.